Molecule: messenger RNA, 2420 nt
Organism: Branchiostoma floridae (Florida lancelet)
Lineage: Eukaryota; Metazoa; Chordata; Leptocardii; Amphioxiformes; Branchiostomatidae
Product: putative GTP-binding protein 6
Exons: 9
Coding region: 174-2159 (661 amino acids)
Cellular component (GO): cytoplasm
Molecular function (GO): ribosome binding; GTP binding
Source: RefSeq, a predicted model, not a curated record
UCUUCUACACAGCAUUGGGCAAGCACGUAUCAGUUGGAUAAGAAAAAGUUGGAUUUUAUAACAUUUUGCACAGCCACAGUCAAAACAUGCAACGUGGGCUGGAACAUUGAUUAUAUUCCUAUGAAAAUCGGAAGCAAAAUUGAUUUUAUGUUCCUUGAGAUCCAACGUUUGCCAUGAAGCUCUACAACUUUGCGUUGUACCAUGAGACACUCCUCAGAUCACAUUGUCCAUCACUGAUGAUGAUGAUGACAGCCUGGAAAAGAUGCUGCAGCAAGGUUCUACAGUCUGUGAUUGGUUCGACUGGCCAGCAGCGAACCGCAGCCAACAUGUGCAUGUCUUCACCAGGGCCAGGGGAUAUACUGAACUCAGAUCGUCGCCAAGUUUCGAUUCCAGAAAAGAGGAACCAUACAACAGUAAUAGGAAGAAACGCAAACGUGUGUAGGAUUCACGGUGUUGUCUUUAGACUCAAUUAUGGGACAAGGAAAAGCCAAGUGGACGCUAUGUCUCGGACCAAGCAAAACUGGCGCUCAAUUGCACCUUGCCAAAGAUUGAUAUCAAGUCAAGAGAUCUUCCAACAGAGAAGAGGGUAUCUCAAUUGUAGACAAUCUUCUUUCCUAGACAGUCCUCUAACAAGAUGCUUUCAUAGCUCUUCUAAAAGAUACAGAAAGGACAGAAAGCAACCUAAGGAGAGAGCAGAAGUUACAGAGAGUACAGAAGAGGACAGGAAUCCUGACAUUGAUCUUGACUCUGAUGUCACUUAUAGUGAAGAUGAAGACGAGGAGUAUGACAGUGAACUUGAUGAGGAGGACUUGGCAGAAGAGUUGUACGAAGAGCAAGUGACCUUGGUGACCCCCAAGGGAGGCCACAAGGUCGUUGUGGUACAGCCCAAUGUGAAGUGGGGAGCUAAGAAACAACACCUUACUACAGGUGAGCUGAUGCUGGCAGAGUCUGUGGCCCUUGUGGAGACGUUACCACACUGGAAGGUGGUGCACACAGUCCUGAUGUCUACUAAAACACCAGACAAGAAGACAGUCUUCGGAAAGGGCAACUUUCAGGCCUUAACAGAGAAAAUCAAGGCCAUGAAAGAUGUGACUGCAGUGUUCCUGAGUGUUGAGGCUCUGACAGGCCGGCAGCAAAAACAGAUGGAAGAGGCAUGGGGAGUCUCUGUGUUUGACAGAUACACAGUUGUGCUACAGAUCUUCAAAGACCAUGCACGGACCAAGGAGGCAAGGAUGCAGAUAGCCCUGGCAGAGAUUCCCUAUCUUAAGAUGAGGAUAAGUGAGGAGGUUGCCAACCUUGACCAGCAGCGAGGGGGGGUGAGGACUCGUGGAGGGGGUGGGGAGACGUUCCGAGAGCUCCGGAAGAGGGUCCUGAAGCAGAAGGAGACGGCCAUCAAGAAGGCCCUGGUACGACUUAAGAAGAAACGUGACCUCCUCAGGUCGGGCAGGACAAAGAAGGAGAUACCUGUAGUGUCUGUUGUGGGGUAUACUAAUUCAGGUAAAACAACCCUUAUAAAGGCCUUGACCGGUGAGGAGCGGAUCCAGCCACAGGACCAGCUGUUUGCCACGCUGGACGUCACGGCCCACGCCGGUCAGCUGCCCUCCAAGAUGACCGCCCUGUACGUGGAUACAGUGGGGUUCCUGUCACAGCUGCCUCACCAUCUCAUCGCUUCAUUCAAUGCCACUUUAGAGGAUGUCAGGCUGUCUGAUUUGAUUGUUCACAUUCGAGAUGUGAGCCACCCAGACACUGUGAACCAGAAACACAACGUCCUACAGGUUCUCAGCAACUUAAAACUACCUCAGCAUCUACUGGACAACAUGAUAGAGGCCAACAACAAGAUAGACCUGUUGGAUGGAGAAAGCUCAGUACCAGAGGAAGAUGACAGCACUGUUAUAAACAUCUCAGCCCUGAAGGGUACAGGACUGGACAGGCUGAGGGAUGUGGUAGAGGAGAGGCUGUUUGAAGCCACAGAUACAGUCAAGACUACGCUCAGGAUUCCCAUGGCUGGACAACAACUCAGUCAACUGUACAAGACAGCCACAGUCCAGGGUGUGCAGGUGACAGAAGAUGCUGAGCACUUGGAUGUUGAUGUCAUCGUGGGAAAAGCUGCAUUUGCCAAGUUCAUGCAUGCAUUCAAAGGAAAAGUGAGACAGGCUUAGAAGUAUAGAAUACUUUGUCAUUCAUGAUAACUUACCAGUACUAAAGUUUUAGGGUACUAUGUAAGUCAAUGUACUGAAAGACACUCAACUUAACGUAUAUAUAACGUAAUUCUUAGCAUUUUUACAGUGGUUUAUGUUACAUCUAGAUAGCUCACAUCUCGUUACCAAAUGAAGUGCAUUAAACUGAUCAUGUGCCUAAUAAUUGACAAAAGAGUUGAUUAUAACACAAUACCAGUAACAAUAAAGUUUUGACAUCUAUCA